Meriones unguiculatus (Mongolian gerbil) is the source of this 1947-nucleotide messenger RNA. It is a transcript of the gene Mrm3, whose product is annotated as mitochondrial rRNA methyltransferase 3. Gene Ontology annotation, molecular function: RNA binding; RNA methyltransferase activity. Bases 49 to 1497 code for a protein of 482 amino acids. Gene Ontology annotation, biological process: RNA processing. NCBI's taxonomy places the organism in Eukaryota, Metazoa, Chordata, Mammalia, Rodentia, Muridae. The record is from RefSeq and is a predicted model, not a curated record. The transcript has 4 exons.
CCCGCUCGGCCCGCUCUGCACCUGCAUCCCCAGGACAUCUCGAAAGAAAUGCACCGUCUGGAAGCGGUUCCCCACUUUGAAUACGAAGUGCAGAGCUCGACGCGUGGACAUGACUCCCACCGUGAAGACCGAGUCUUCCUCAGAUGGAGAGCCACUCCGCCCACAGACCCGGAACAACCGUCGUGUGACGUCACUAGCACGCGCCCGCGCUCGGGUGAGCUAGAGCGCGGCGGGGUAAAGAUGGCGGCGCUGGCGAAGGGCAUGUGGCGCUCCCUGACUCCGCUGCUGCGGGUGGUCCAGGCUCGGGACCUCGAAGCCCGGCGCUGGGUCCGGGCGCUCCGACGCAGCCCGGUGAGAGUGCUGUUUCCUUCCGGACAGGUGGAGGAACGGAAGCGCGCUCCCGUCAAGCCGCCCCGCGAGGUCCCUGAGGCCGGUUCCCAGGAGCAGCGACAGAAAGCCCCUCUUGAGACAUCCCCAUCCCAGACCCCUGACCCCUGGGAAGAGGCAGGGCUUCGCUACGAAAAGGCCUUUCCAGGGGACAGGAGGCUCAGCAGUGUGAUGACAAUAGUUAAGUCCAGGCCGUUUCGGGAAAAGCAAGGGAAGAUCCUACUGGAAGGUCGCCGGCUGAUUGCAGAUGCUCUCAAGGCUGGAGCGGUGCCAAAAGUGUUCUUCUUUAGCCGUCUGGAGUAUGUCAAGGAGUUGCCGGUAGAUAAGCUGAAAGGUGUCAGCCUCAUUAAGGUGAAAUUUGAGGAUAUCAAGGAUUGGUCGGACCUAGUAACGCCGCAAGGAAUAAUGGGGAUUUUUGCCAAACCUGACUCUGUUAAGAUGACAUAUCCAAAGAGUCAGCUUCACCAUUCACUGCCCUUGGUAUUGAUUUGUGACAAUCUCCGUGACCCUGGGAACCUGGGGACAAUCCUGAGAUCUGCAGCUGGAGCAGGCUGCAGUAAAGUCUUACUCACCAAAGGCUGUGUGGAUGCCUGGGAGCCUAAAGUGCUGCGGGCAGGCAUGGGGGCACAUUUCCAGGUGCCCAUCAUGAACAACCUGGAGUGGGAAGCAGUGCCCAAUUACUUGACCCCUGACACCCGAGUCUAUGUGGCAGACAACUGUGGUCUCUAUGGCCAGUUUCAGAUAUCUAACACAACUGGUGGCCGAGACGGGGCGUGUGAUCGCCGGUUCCUGAAGUUUCACAAGUAUGAAGACGAGGACCAGGACGCUAAUGCCAGGAAAGACUGGCUUCCCAAACUUGAGGUCCAGAGUUAUGAUUUGGACUGGACAGAAGCACCAGCAGCUGUGGUGAUCGGUGGGGAGACGCAUGGAGUGAGCCUGGAAUCCCUACAGCUGGCCGAGAGCACUGGUGGCAAGAGACUGCUGAUCCCCGUUGUUCCUGGUGUUGACAGCCUAAACUCGGCCAUGGCUGCAAGCAUCCUGCUUUUUGAAGGGAAAAGGCAGCUGAGGAUAAAGGCUGAAGACUUGAGCAGGGACAGGAGUUACCACUAACGGAGUGCAAAACUCCUCAGUGGGAGGGGAGGUGCCUCCAGCCCCUGCUCUGCCGGAACGAUGCUAGAAGACUGGCCACGGUGACAACACAGCAGCCAGGAGGUAGGCAUUGCCGCCGUUGUGUGGUACCAGGAAAAUGGGAAUUUCUGCUGGUUUCUGCUGUUCCUCAUUAAAGAACAAAGGUCAAAAUUCUGUUUUGUUAUAUGGGUGCUUGUCUGCAUGUAUGUUUACCAUGUGUAUGAUUGGUACCUGGCAGAGGUCAGAAGAAGUGGCAGAUUCCCUGGAACUGGUCAUGAACCACCAUGUGGGUGCCAGGAACGGAACCUGUGUCCUAUAGAAACUACUAAUUCUCCAGACCAGUCAUUCUCCCUGAGAUUUCCCAUCUCCACUAGUUUUGAGAUUGUAACUUUUUUAUUUUCUGGGGUUGAAUAAAGGUAACGCGGCUUUGUA